Molecule: messenger RNA, 588 nt
Organism: Linum trigynum
Lineage: Eukaryota; Viridiplantae; Streptophyta; Magnoliopsida; Malpighiales; Linaceae
Source: the annotation of a GenBank genome assembly
AUGGAGCUUGCGUGUGAUCUCGAGGAAAUCGAUAUCCAUGUCGAACUUCCCUCUCCUAUGCGUGAGGUUCCAAAGAGCUUCUACACUUUAAACAAUCUCAAAGUUCUGAAGCUCGCCAGCGUUAUGAUAAUGGAUGCACAAGGGUCGGUUUUCCUACCAAGAAUGAAGACAUUGAAGCUUUCGGGAGUCAAGACCAUGGAGGGCGAGUCAUUUAGCAGACUUAUCGAUGGUUGCCCUGCUCAUCUAGAAGAAUGCUGCUGCUUUUCAAGACCGAAGAUCACAACAUCGUCCCAAUUCUUGAAGAGCAUGACGAUUGUGGGCAACCACGAUUUGCAGAACACGGUGCAUCCCAUCGUUAUCCAAGCACCAAAUCUUGAGCAUCUUCAACUUUGGAACUUCGAGGAGCUGGAAAUUGUGGGCAAUUCUCCAUGGUCAGGGCUUGAAUCAGCAAGGCUUGAUGUUAGUUAUCAGAAUCAUGCUUCCUUGAUUGCACUCCUCGCCCGUAUCUCCAAUGCAAAGCAAAUGUGGUUAUCUUCGCAGACUCUGGUAAUUAUCCAAAACUACUCUUUUUUUUCCUGUUCCCCUUAG